Molecule: messenger RNA, 423 nt
Organism: Cyclospora cayetanensis
Lineage: Eukaryota; Apicomplexa; Conoidasida; Eucoccidiorida; Eimeriidae
Exons: 3
Coding region: 1-423 (140 amino acids)
Source: RefSeq, a predicted model, not a curated record
AUGAAGAAUAUCGCGGACGCUUGCGGUGCACGCCCACCAAAAGCAGACUUCUGUUCCGUUUUCGGCAGUUUACAGCACUGCACAAACCCCGAACUGCGAUUUAAGCACGUCAUCGCCGUGUGUUUUCGCUCCUUGGAAGAGGCCUUGGUAUGCCUGCGGACGUUGCUUCCAGAAACCACAGCAGACUCUAGGCUGGAUCAGCAAGCUUCUCUCCUCAUCCUCGUCAAGACUGCAUCUUCCGAUUCGCGUCUUGAAGUAAACUGGUCACGUUGGAAAGAAGGGUUGGAUUUGACGUGUGUGCUGCCGAGGAUCGCAGUCUUGGUGGAAGCCUCCGACCCUGUCGUCUUGCGGAGAAAGAGCGCCUUUUUCUACCAGGCACUGCGCCUCUCGGUGGAGCUCAUUGAGACGUUCGGCACUCAUUAG